Balearica regulorum gibbericeps (East African grey crowned-crane) is the source of this 1032-nucleotide messenger RNA. Lineage: Eukaryota; Metazoa; Chordata; Aves; Gruiformes; Gruidae. The record is from RefSeq and is a predicted model, not a curated record.
CCACAAAACCACAAUUUGGCACCAACUCUGCCCCUUUUUUCAGGUGUGGUCCCCUCCAAGGCCAGCUUCUCCAUGCACAGCAUCCUGGUGAACCACUUCCUCCACGGCGCGUGGUACCCCAAAGGCGGGGCUGGGGAAAUCGCCUUCCACAUCAUUCCCGUUAUCCGAAAAACCGGAGGCAACGUGUUGGGAAAGGCGCCGGUGCAGACGAUCCUGCUGGACUCCCAGGGCAAAGCCUGCGGUGAGUGCCGGCGCAGGACAGGGCUUGCCUAUGAGGAUGUUAUGGGAGACGGUGUCAAAAGCCUCCCUGAAAUCCAAUCUCAGCUUCGCAUGGCGACACACGGCGAAGGGGGUUUCACCGUCUUCGUAGGUCUUAAUGGCUCAAAGGAAGAGCUGGGGCUGGAGCCCACCAACUACUUCAUGUACCGAGGAAACGAUCUAGAUGAAAUAAUGAAUCACUACCUGGCUUCUUCCAGAGAAGAAGCUGCCAAGAACAUCCCUCUUCUGUUUGUCACCUGCCCGUCAGCCAAGGACCCCACCUGGGAAAUGAGGCACCCAGGUAAAUCCACGCUGGCCAUUGUCACCUUCGCCAAAUACGAGUGGUUUGAGGAGUGGAAGGACAAGCAGGUCAAUAAGCGGGGAGAUGAUUACGAGGAGCUGAAGAUGACUUUCGUGGAUAACAUCAUGCAGGCUGUCUUCAAGCUCUACCCUCGUAUAGAGGACAGGAUCGAGUACAUCUCCGGAGGAACGCCCCUCACCAACCAGCACUACAUCGCCAGCCCCAAGGGGGAGAUCUACGGCAUCGACCACGGCAUCACCCGCCUGCAACCCGAAGCCAUUGCCGCCAUUAGGGCACAGACCGCCGUCCCCAACCUCUACCUGACAGGGCAGGAUUUGUGCAUGGGAGGCUUCAUGGGAGCCCUGCAAGGAGCCCUCAUCUGUGCCAGCGCCGUCCUCAAGCGCAACCUCUACAUUGACGUGGCACAGCUGAAAAAGCGCACACAGGCCACCAACACCAAGAAGGGAGACUAA